Triticum dicoccoides is the source of this 2087-nucleotide messenger RNA. RefSeq lists its product as uncharacterized. Bases 104 to 1897 code for a protein of 597 amino acids. NCBI's taxonomy places the organism in Eukaryota, Viridiplantae, Streptophyta, Magnoliopsida, Poales, Poaceae. Gene Ontology annotation, molecular function: RNA binding; translation initiation factor activity. Gene Ontology annotation, biological process: translational initiation. The record is from RefSeq and is a predicted model, not a curated record. The transcript has 4 exons.
CACAAAAAAUACAGCUCUCUGCGCACUCGUCCAUUCGGCGACUAGUCGACGCAGCUGACGCCACCACGCGGCGGCGGCGCUUGUUCCCAUCGCCGCCACCGGCAUGGCCGAGGGCACCGACACGGUGCGCGCGCCCGGCGACGCGGAGGAGAUGGAGAAGGGAGAGAUCGCAGGCGCCGCCGCCGGUGCCGACGGCGACUCCGCCGCGCCCCAGCCGGUGGAGCCCACCUGGGCUUUCUGGAUCGGCAACGGCAACCCGCAGGAGGAGUCCGCCGGCCGGGGGAACACCGUCCACACCUUCUCCACCGUCGACGACUUCUUGAGCCUUUACAAUAAUAUCCUCCACCCUAGUAAAUUGGGUGUGGGAGCUGACCUCCAUUGCUUCAAGAAUAAGAUUGAGCCGAAAUGCGAAGGCCCCAUAUGUGCUAAUGGAGGUGCAUGGACCAUCAGUUGUGGCGAAGGGAAAUCGCAGCCAUUGUGGUUGGAUACACUACUGGCAUUGAUUGGUGGACAAUUCGAAUAUGGUAAUGAAAUUUGUGGAGCGGUCCUUAGCGUGUGUGGGAAGCAGGAAACAAUAGCUAUAUGGAUUAAAGAUGCUACUAACGAAGCUGCUCAGCUAAGCAUUGGCAAGCAGUGGAAGGAAUUUCUGGAGUACAAGGACUCAGUUGAGUUCAUUGUUCAUGAUAGUGAUGCAACGGCAGUACAAUGCUGGUCUUCCACGUUUCCCGAUGAUCCCCUUGACGUCAUCUACAACAAGGUCCCCAGUCACUGCAGCCGCGUGCGCUUUGCUGCCGUCUGCAGAUCGUGGUGCACUGCAGCUUCGCGGCACCCCGCGCUGCCUGAACUCCCGUGGCUGCUCCUCUCACCACGCGACCGUGACACAACGAAGCGCCUCUACUGUCCUGAGGACAGCAAGAUCCUGUGCAUCUCGCUCCCGAGCGAUUUCAUCGGCAACUGGUUCGUCGGCUGUCAUGGUGGUGGCUGGGUUGCAUCAUUCGAACCACCACCGUUCAGGAUCUUGAACAUUUUCUCCAGUGUUGAGGUUGCGCUCUCUGAGAAACAGAAGGGGAUCGUUUGCCCAGGCCGCCUUGGCCAGAUCAUCAUUUGGAAAAUCAUCUUCUCCAAACCACCCACCUCAAGUGACUGUAUCAUUGCUGCCAUCACCGACAAUCACGGCAUCGCGCUCUGCAGGGUUGGGUGUCCGAACGGUGGGUGGACAACAAAAGGACAUGUAAGCUACACCAUGGAGCUUGCAGACAUCGCCUUUUGCAACGGUAAGCUCUAUGGUCUCACACGGGACAGAUGGGAACUUGUCAAGUUUGAGAUCGGUGCUGAUGAAGAUGGUGCGCCCGUGGUCACAGCCGUUGAUCGGCUAGUGGUCACUGUCGAGCACCAGCAGCCCCCCAGUGUCUGGGCCAACCGGGUGGAUGCCAGCUACAUUUUUGAGCUACACGGCAAGCUUGCGACGGCGGUGAGGUCCCCAUGGUCACCCAACCUCAGACCUUUCUUCAAAGUGUUCGAACUUGUUGACAUCGACACCAGCGAGGGGAUGGCACAUGGCACACACAAAUGGACAGAGGUGAUGAGCUUGGGUGACUUUGCCCUAUUCCUGGGUCCAAACAGCUCCAAGGCGGUGCAUGUGUCAGCAGACAGGCGCGGCGGUGUGAAGAGAAACCACAUCUACUACUCCUACCAUCGCCGCUUAGCGCAGAAGGAGGUCCUUCUCAGCACUGACCUGGUGUUCCUGACAAGCUCCAACGCUGAUGGUGAUUCCGUGUACUACAGGGAAGAUGAAAGCUUAUCCGCAGCCGUGGGCGGGGUUCAUAGGAUUGGGGCAGUAGGAUACUAUGUCAGGGGUAGCCCUAAUCCUCCAGUGUGGCUUCUCCCCCUAGCAUAGUGGCUUUUUAUAUACAUUGUAUUGCUUAGCUGCUGCACAUGCCUGAAAAUUGUACCGUUAGCUGUAUAACCGUAAAUGCUCUAUGGUUUCAACCAUGUUGUAUUUAGAACGAAUGUACAGCAAUUAUAAUUAAUCUGUACUCAUGGAUAAGAAAAGAAGUAGUGAAUCUUCUAUAUUCUUUUCCCAGUUA